Patiria miniata (bat star) is the source of this 2549-nucleotide messenger RNA. RefSeq names its product trace amine-associated receptor 9-like. Bases 852 to 2381 code for a protein of 509 amino acids. Lineage: Eukaryota; Metazoa; Echinodermata; Asteroidea; Valvatida; Asterinidae. Gene Ontology annotation, cellular component: plasma membrane. The transcript is spliced from 4 exons. Gene Ontology annotation, biological process: adenylate cyclase-activating G protein-coupled receptor signaling pathway; positive regulation of cytosolic calcium ion concentration; inflammatory response. Gene Ontology annotation, molecular function: trace-amine receptor activity. The record is from RefSeq and is a predicted model, not a curated record.
CUACACCGGCCAGUUAUGGCACAGUCCCAACAGGAUAAAGUUGAAUAGCCCGGAUCAUCAGAGCGUGAAGGAACAAAAGCUUAUUAUGAUUCAAGAGGGUGGAAACGGCGACGUCACGUCUUUCAAUAAACCACACACAAUGGCCUAAAGUGUAUUGCACACAGCGGUUCCAUUAUAUGUUCCGUCUCCUGUGUGUUAUGAUCUGUACUGUCCGGAAUGCCAGGAGUUUCGGCGUUAUUAUAGCAGCGAUCGUCUACCAUCGUGUACCGUCACUAUUUAUCUUGCGUAUGUCAGUAUGCCACUUGUUUGAAUUGGAACAACCUUAACCCAAUGGUACAACACACUGCGGUCGCUUGGAUCAUUGUACAAACACAUCCAUGCAUGCCACUGACACGACACAGGUAUGAUUGUAUAGUAACCAUCAACUGCACCGCCGAUCAAGCAUCGAUGGGAUAAACAUACCAGUAUUCUUACUUCCAAGUUCCAGGCUUAAUGUGUUGCCAAUUUCUAACUCCGAUGGUAAUUACUGGUCGUAAUUUGUGGCAAAUUUAAGCGAUAAUGACUCUCUUCACACCAUGAAGGAACAAAAACUACAUUGGAGAUGUAGAUUGAAAUGUGUGCGAGCGCAGUGAUUUCACGCAGCGCAUCACAUGGAAACAGCCGUAAACAACACUGAACCGUCGUGACCUUAACCUGGGCAAUAAAACCAUAAAGGCAACCUGCAAGGAUUACCCGAGUACGGUUGUGGAGUUAUAGACUAUCCGGUGUAAAAUCCGGGAGGAUCAGUUUUCAACCAACUGACGACCGAAGACAUUGAUGUCUUCCCAGAGUUUCCGGAGCACGGUUUGAAGAUGGAGAAUAUUUCGACAACAGUGGAGGCAUUUGUAGCAACCACUGACGCCGAUAACUCCUCGGCAGUGGAUACGUAUUUUAUCGAGUUCUCCCCGUACUUUGUGGUUCUCAACACCGUGUACUAUGUGGUCCUUGGCCCCGUGGCAAUCAUUGGGAACAUUCUAUCGGUGACAGUGUCCCACCGAAUACUACGGUUUCGCAAGAGCAUACCGGACAUGCUGACUGGUUGCCUGGCUGCUGUCGACUUGCUCUGUGUGAUAUCCACGCAUACCCCAGCGGUCAUCUCUCUAGCAGAGGGUCGCUGGGUCGGCGGUUCACCAGUCUGCUCCUACCAGUACUUCAUGGCCUGGUCCUGCUUGAAAACCUCCUUCUUCACCAUCAUUCUACUAACCGUAGACCGGUUCCUCGCCUUAACGAAACCCUUCUACUAUCGGGCCAAGGUGACUCCUCGUAAGAUGAAGAUCGCCUUGGCUUGUCUUACCAUCUUCAGCUUUGCCAGCACCUCUGUCACCAUCAUCUGGUUCUCCUCGGAGAUCACCCUCUUGCCAAACUGGUACCUCUGCAUGAACACGUGGGGCAAAGGCAACCAGUAUUACAGCUACAUACUGGCGUUUUACGGACUGACUUUCAUCGUCGGUGUCAUCAUCUUCAACGUGUGUAACACUGGCAUCGUUUGCUCUUUGAUGAGACACAACAGAAGGAGUCAACAGAUGAGGCUUCGGGUGCUCUCAGCUGCUCAAGACCGCCGCGAAAGGCGAGUGGCCAAGGUCAUCGAGACGUUAUCGGCUCUCUUCAUGCUCUUCUGGAUGCCCUAUUUGGUGUUUAUUGUCCUGCACCAGACGAACCUAUUGUACAGCGAGUUCGCAGAGGACCUCGCCAUCCGAAUCCUGUUCGCCAACACGCUUCUCAACCCGGUGAUAUACGGUCUGUUUAACAGGACGUACCGUAAAGCAUACAUAUAUUUCGUCCGGAAACUUCUCUACUUUGCCCUAUGCGGAAAGAUUAAGAAACCGAAAGUUUGGACUGGUAGAGAGAGCACGUUAAGCAGAGGAUCUGCAAAGCGGGUCAAACCGAGUCAUGAGCGGAAAAUCUUCUUCCUUCGGCGGUCCUACCUCCAGCACCGAUACGCAAGGAAGACCCACUCCCACCGACCACGCGGCCAAGCGGCGGGCGGUGCGUCAGCUGAAGCCGACCCGCCCAUGAACGGCAAUCCGCCACAGAUCAUCGGCGCCACGCCAUUGGAUGCCGAGCUCGACCUGUCACUCGGGGAACUCCGCGAUUUCGCCUUGGACAACAUCGGUUUCACCUUGGACUCCGAAGAGGACCUCGUCGGAGCUAGUGAGGACGAUGAGGGGAUCUUCUCCAUCAGCAAAAGGGAGGACACUGAAAGGCGGAUGAACGGUUGGGUUACGGAACCAAACGGGCACCUUAAUAAUGGCACCGAGGUAGAUGCAGAGAAGUUGACGUCCUCGGAAGGACACGUUUACUCAGCAUUCACAAACACGAUCAGCGAGUCAACAUGGCUUUGACAAUUUGUUUGGACUUCUUGACCCUAAAACUACCAGACCUGGAAAUUUACAACCAUUCACCAACUCAAAUUGUGAUCCGUGGACAGCACUUUAAAACAGUGGUUGUGUUUAAAAGUCCGUAACUUGAAAAGUACAUGAGUAAUUUGAAUGAUUCCUGUACUAAGAGAA